AUGGUACCUUACGUGAAUGCAACCAGUUCAAGUACCGGUAACACAGAUGGUGAAGUCGAGGGGCAACAAAAACAAAAGAAGCCACCAGAACGGCGGGUAAAGAAGGCUACAACUAAAGCAACAGGCAGGUCUUUCAUGCGGAGCAGGGCGGAACAAGCAACAGACAAGUCUGAGCAGAAGAAACCUCCCGUACUAUCGCUCAAAGACGCGUUUUUGAGUCCAAUUGGGAGGAUAUCUCGCGCUGAAGCUCUAUCGCCUCCACCGUCUCCGUCUUCGGUAACAUCAUCCGAAGCUGGUGAAAACGUUGCGUCUCCUAAGGCCGUAAAAUCACGUCGGCCUUUGCUCUCAUCGAAGAGACAACUGAAACCCAGCAAAGCUGUGGAGAAUUCUCCACCGAAAGAGGACCAAGUGUCUGAAGCCAAAGAGAAUUCCUCUCAAACACCUCCUAGAACAUUUCUCAAGCGCAAACCAUAUAAAGUGGUCUUUCAAAAGCUAAAUUGGUCCAGUGUGUCGUCAAAAACGGACAGCAACUUGCCCACAAGCAACAAAAGUCACAAAAACAAUGUAGCAACUAAAACGUCGCGGCCGUCAAGUCGAGCGUCAAGUGCUUUCCUCACAACCAGCAAUAACGGAGACGCAGAUCAGGUGACUGAGUCCAUUUUCACUCCAAAACCUGCCGCUUUCAUCGAUGCAGCUACUGCGGAAAGAUUGGCAACUCUUGAAGCUGCGAUGUACAAACAGUGCGGCGUCACGCAAGAUACGGUGUCACUGGCUCGAUUUAAGUAUCAAAAGGAACGAAAACAGUUCGUGGCAACCCUCCACAGACAGACACAAAGAGGUACAGAGGCUGUAGACCAACCACCGAGCCAAGAGAGCAGCGAGAUUGAGAUUGGCACCGCGACGUCGGAAACUGCCGUGACGGAGCUUUGGAAAAAGCUUACAGGUGAUUCAUCGGGGCAGAUCUAUGCGUCCAUGUUGCGAAACCUCGCAAAACUCACGGAACCUGAUGUUGCCAUUUAA
Messenger RNA from Phytophthora infestans T30-4, 1020 nucleotides. RefSeq lists its product as uncharacterized. Lineage: Eukaryota; Oomycota; Peronosporomycetes; Peronosporales; Peronosporaceae. Bases 1 to 1020 code for a protein of 339 amino acids. The record is from RefSeq and is a predicted model, not a curated record. The transcript has a single exon.